Molecule: messenger RNA, 1222 nt
Organism: Ananas comosus (pineapple)
Lineage: Eukaryota; Viridiplantae; Streptophyta; Magnoliopsida; Poales; Bromeliaceae
Product: ATP-dependent Clp protease proteolytic subunit 4, chloroplastic
Exons: 2
Coding region: 125-1036 (303 amino acids)
Biological process (GO): protein quality control for misfolded or incompletely synthesized proteins
Cellular component (GO): endopeptidase Clp complex
Molecular function (GO): ATPase binding; ATP-dependent peptidase activity; serine-type endopeptidase activity
Source: RefSeq, a predicted model, not a curated record
CACCAAAAUCCGAACCCAAAAUCCGAACUACGGAGAUAAGCCAUUAACCAGUUCUCGGCUCUUCCUCACUCCGCGCACACUUCUCUCCUCCUCCGCCGCCGCCGCCGCCGCCGCAGCAGCAUCCAUGGCCUCUCUCUCCCUCUCCUCUCCCCUUAAACCCUACCCCCUCCCCAUCUCCUCCUCCCCUCAAACCCUAAAACCUCGCUCGCUCUCCUAUCCCGCAUCCCCCUCUCUCCGCGUCCGCGCCCUCGUCUCCUCCUCCCCCACUAAGCCCUUCUCCUCCCACGCCGGAGACGUCGGAUUGGGGUUAGGGUUUGGGGCCGGCCCCGCGAUCUCGCCGCUCGAUUCGGCGCCCCAGACUCCGGCGACGGCGAUGAGGGGGGCGGAGUCGGACGUGAUGGGGCUGCUGCUGAAGGAGCGGAUCGUCUUCCUCGGGAGCGGCAUCGACGACUUCGUCGCCGACGCCAUCAUCAGCCAACUCCUCCUCCUCGACGCCCAGGAUCCGACCAAGGACAUCCGCCUCUUCAUCAAUUCCCCCGGCGGCUCGCUCAGUGCGACAAUGGCCAUCUACGAUGUAGUCCAGCUCGUGAGGGCCGAUGUCUCAACCGUUGCCCUCGGCAUCGCCGCAUCUACGUCUUCUAUUAUCCUUGGGGCUGGCACUAAGGGCAAGCGGUUCGCGAUGCCGAACACCCGCAUAAUGAUCCACCAGCCCCUUGGUGGCGCCAGUGGUCAAGCCAUUGAUGUGGAGAUCCAAGCAAAAGAGAUCAUGCACAACAAGAACAACAUGAUCAGGAUUAUUGCGGGUUUUACGGGCCGCACGUUUGAGCAGGUCCAGAAGGAUAUCGAUAGGGAUCGGUAUAUGGGCCCAAUCGAGGCAGUUGAAUACGGGAUCAUCGAUGGAGUGAUCGAUCAGGAUUCAAUUAUUCCACUUCAGCCUGUUCCAGAGAAGGUGAAGCCAAGAUUGAAUUACGAGGAAAUUAGUAAAGAUCCAAGCAAGUUUUUAAGGCCAGAGAUCCCUGAUGACGAGAUAUACUAAACUAGUUAUUUGUCACAAACCCCCCCCACCACCACCCCACAACCAAAAAAUUGAUCUCUGUUGUAUUUCCUGAUUGCAUUUAAUUAGCUUACUUUUGAUAAAAAUACUAGAACAAAUCUAAGAUCACUGAGAUAUUAGUGUCUUCAGCUUUGAUUGAACAAUGCUAUUCUUUUUACGACUUUGGCA